This is a messenger RNA of Chroicocephalus ridibundus (black-headed gull), 5609 nucleotides long. RefSeq names its product family with sequence similarity 83 member H (gene SACK1H). The record is from RefSeq and is a predicted model, not a curated record. Gene Ontology annotation, biological process: positive regulation of cell migration; signal transduction; protein localization to cytoskeleton. NCBI's taxonomy places the organism in Eukaryota, Metazoa, Chordata, Aves, Charadriiformes, Laridae. Gene Ontology annotation, cellular component: keratin filament. The transcript is spliced from 6 exons. Gene Ontology annotation, molecular function: keratin filament binding; protein kinase binding. The coding region runs from base 220 to 3597 and encodes 1125 amino acids.
GGCUCGGAGGUGCUGGUGAAUCAGGCUGCAGGCACGUCCAGGGGAGCGGAGAGCCGGAGAGCACGACCCACCACCUGUCCUGGCUCACCUGGGAAGGGGCAGUACUCUUCCUGGGAUGCUUUUCCUGGUAAAGUUACAGCUGCUGAAGGUGUGAAGGACGUUGGUGGUGUGUUUGAGCAUUCCGGUUCCCUUCCAGCGGUACAUGCUCUCCCUCCCCUCAUGGCUCGUCGAUCGCAAAGCUCGUCGCAGGGGGACAAUCCCCUUGACCCUAACUAUCUUCCCCCCCAUUACAAGGAGUAUUACCGCUUAGCUCUGGAUGUGCUUACUGAAGAGGGCAAAGAAAGUUACCAACGCUUCUUGUCAGAAGAGGCAGCCCCUGAUUUUCUUUGCAACUCAGAGGUGGAUCACAUCAUACAGAAUCUCCAGAAACCCCAGUACGCCAAUCAGGAAGGCAGCACAGACACCACAGGUGACAAUGACAUGGAUGGAUCCUCUGGGACUUACUGGCCCAUGAACUCGGACCUCGCUGUUCCUGAGCUUGACCUGGGCUGGCCAAUGGUCUUUGGGUUCAGGGGAACAGAGGUGACAACCCUCGUGCAACCACCACCCCCAGACAAUCCCAGCAUUAAGGAGGAAGCUCGCAGAAUGAUUCGAGCAGCUCAACAGGUGGUGGCCAUAGUGAUGGACAUUUUCACUGAUGUGGACCUGCUGUUUGAGGUGUUGGAUGCUGCUGCUCGCAGAGUGCCCGUGUACAUCUUGCUGGAUGAAAUGAACUCUCAGCUUUUCCUUGACACGGCUGCUAAAUGCAGAGUCAAUCUUAACUAUGUGGAGUUCCUGAGGGUGAGGACAGUUUCUGGCCCAACAUACUACUGCCGCACAGGGAUGUCCUUCAAAGGCCACGUGAAAGAGAAAUUCCUCUUGGUGGACUGCAUGGUGGUGCUGAGUGGCAACUACAGUUUUAUGUGGUCUUUUGAGAAGAUUCACAGAAGCAUUGCACACAUCUUUCAGGGAGAGCUGGUGGCCAGCUUUGACGAAGAAUUCCGAAUUCUGUUUGCACAGUCAGAACCCCUUGUUCCUCCAGCCAACGUCUUGGCAAAGGCAGAAAACACAUUUGCCAUGACUCCCUUUGGCAGUAACAUGCCUUUCUUUCCAAAAAAAGCACCCCUGAUGUUCCAGAGGGAUGACAGUCUUUUUCCCUCCUUUAUGGACAGAGUCGAUCCAGACAGAUACUUCCUGUCAAAUUUCAGGCGGGAUGACAUGUUGCGCCAUACUGUGGAGGGUUCGGCCAUGCGAAUGUAUAAAAAGGUGGAAAUGGAGAAUUCUCAGAUGGAUCCUGUCAGGGGUUUUCUCCGUUCCAAGCAGUUGGAGUUGGAUGCUUUUAAGAGACACAGUUUUGCAGAAGGAACAUUUGAAAAUUUUGCUUCUUCUAAACAGUAUGCCAGGCAGAUGUUCAUGAACAAUAUGGAUGAAUUUAAAAUCCAAUCUAGUCAUUUUCAGAAGGAUCAGUUCUACCAGUACCAGUUUGAACAUCCCCAUCUUUCUGGCAGACCACAGGGACUCUUUGACAGAAUCCGAGGUGGUAGGCCAGGAUUCAAUGAACUGGAAGACUAUGGAGAGGGACCCAGAUACCCUGAACUUGAAUCCAGUUUUCCACAGGAGGGUUUCCCCUUAAGGCUGGAUUACGUACCUUCAAAUUCUUCCAGGGAAGUGAGACAUGGCUCUGAUCAGCUGAAUCCUGCAGGCAACGGCCCAAUGGGAAUGAUGUUAAGAAGGCAGAAUAUAGGACAGAAAUUUAUUUGCCAGACUUCUCCUACACAGAAACAAAGCCUGGAACAACGCCUGUUCUUACAAGACAAAGAUGAGGACCAAGAUGAAGACAAGAAUACACAGGAAAAUAGAACAGGUUUACGUAACUGGAGGAUUUCUUCAUACCUUAGUGCAUACCAGUCCGAACCAGAAGAAGGUCUUCCAAUGCCUAUGGAAUCAGAGGCAUAUAAUGAUGUUCUUGGGGACACCCUCACAAAGCACCCCACUGAUCUCAUCCCAGCAUUCAAAUCCCCUAUGUCUUUUAAUAGCAAGCCACUGGGAAUUGAAAGUGCCAAAGAAUUUACAGAUCCUGACAGAGUAGGUGAAGAAACCCCUAUAAUGAAACAAGAUGCCUUUAGGUCCAGAAUAAAUCCUUUGAUCCAGAGGAGCUCAAGACUCAGGUCCUCUCUGAUUUUCAGUGCUGCCAAGUUAGAUCAGCCUAACACCACAAUAGAAAAGGUUCAGAUGAUCCAAAAAGAACAAAUGUCCAGUGAGUUGACAAAAGACAAUGAAACUAUCAAGACAGCUGCCUCAUCUAAAGUGGCAGAACUUUUAGAGAAGUACAAAGCUGUGGGCAAAGACACAGAGAGAGUCACUCAUACCAAAGCUGUUUCCAGUUAUCUACAGGAAGAGUCACAGAACACAGAGAAGAAAUGUACCAAGUCUGUGCAAUAUAAGAUUCUGGAGAGUAGGGUACUAGACUCCAAAGACUCCUGCAGUACUUACAAAAUGCAUGGAGAGGCCGACAGACCAUUUGGAAUGGCCUCAUCAACCCCCCAGCUUGUUGACACGUUGAGUAAAGAUCCCCUAGCACAUAUUAGCACUAAGGUGGACAAAUUAUCAUCUCGGUUUUACCCUGUAGAGAAUAAACCUGCUCUUCCGGAGAAGGAGAGUCUUAUAUUUGUAGGAGACACUCAGAAAUUGACUCUUCCAGAGAAGAAGGAAAGAGUGACAUUCAAAGACGACACUCAAAAAUUAGUCAAUACAGAAAUGAAGAAACCACAGAUUAGGGCAAGUACCACAUCAGUUCUUGAAAACUUAUCUAGAAGUCAAGGAUCUGACAGCUCUCUCAAUAAAUCUGAGGAAGAUUGUUCAAAACAAGAACAAAAUCCAAUGGAAUUUUUAAGAAAAGGGUCACUACGGCUGAAGCAGCUUUUGAACCCAAAAGGUGAAAAGAAAUUGGAGGAGGAACCCACUUCUGAGAGUGGAAAAUCUGACAAGCAGGCUGUGGUUCUCAAACGAUCGUCUAUAGGGGACUGUCAGGAAAUGAUGGAGGAAGAAAAAAGCCAUAAAUUUGCAACACCGCUUCCUCCCAAAAGCAGCCAGCCGACACAGGGGAGAUUUCCUUCAUCCACAGCUAACAUCCUGUACAGCAGCAACCUCCGUGAUGAUACCAAGGUGAUUUUGGAACAAAUCUCUGCAAACAGUCAGAAGAACAGAGCUGAACUGGCCAAACAACUGCCAUCCACUAGUAAUCCUGAUCUUUCUAAGUCAACUACAAGCUUGGAAAGGAAAGGUGAGAAGGAGAAAAGCUGUAACAUCCACAGGUCAGAGAGUUUUGGGAGCCAGAAACGAAAUCUUCAGCGGCAACCAUCAGAGGAUAGAGAUACCCUUCUGAAAAAAAUGGAGAAUAUGCGGAAGGAGAAGCGAGUCUACAGUAGAUUUGAGGUCUUCUGCAAAAAGGAUGAACAUACAAGUCAAAGCGAAGAGGAAUACGACACAGAUGCCAAAGACAAGAAGAUGGGAAAAUUCAUGCCCAAAAUCCUGGGGACCUUCAAGACCAAAAAAUGAUCAUAGAAAUACUAUUUAAUUCCAUAUAAUCACUGACUGUCAAAGGGGAAUGAGGAAGUAACUUGUUUAUGAUGGCUAUAAGCAUCAUAGGCCAUACUCUUCGUGGUUAGUGAGUGGAAAUGUGUUCGGCAUUAGAACUCCUAUGGCACAAUUUGCCCAAUAAAGUCAAGUGGUAUCAGGCAACCUUAUCACAGUACGUUUCAAAUAAAAUUAUUAAAUUGCCAAGAUGCUUAAAACAAAGAAAUAAAGUAAGAGUCUUUUUAUGUUAUGCUUAGGGAAUGUUUUCAGCAGACAAAACAAUUCCAUUUUCAGAAGGAAACAAUUAAAAAUAGAAAAUUCAAUACUUGAGCUCUGUCCAGGAAAGAAAAAUACACACAGACACAUACACCUAUGUGCAUUAGCUGGAAACAGUGUUUAAAAACCAAAUGUUUCUUAGGUACAGAUAUCUUUUCUUUGUAUCUAAUAACGAAUCAAAUAUGGGAGGCACCUUUUUGAAGGUUUACAGGAGGAAAAAACAUUGUAAACAACUUUUUGCCCUUAUCUAUGGUUAUGGUCUUGUUUAGCAGUGCCUGCUCAGCUUUCAUAUUUACCAUGUUCUAAGCCUAUUGGUUCUGUUCUCUUAUUGUUUUGUUUCCUUUUGUAUAAUGUAGUGUUGCUUUAGGGGGUGAGCUGAAAGAAGCAGCUGAAAGGCCAUAGAAAAGGAAAUGGACCUGCUGUUAAAGGAAGACCCGUUUUUAGGACUCCUUUGCAGCUGAGUUGGGACUUUAAUUAGGCGUCUAAAAUGCUGUCUUGGCCAAGUAGUAACUUCCUCGACAAUGUAACUCCAAUUAAGUGAUUGUGGGGAGGAAGGGGCCUUCAUUUGUUAGCACAUCUUUCCAUGCGAAGACAAGGAAAGAAGGGACUUAUAAUGGAAGGAAUAAGGCUGCUGGAAAUUUCAAGCUCAGAAGUGUUUUCUCUCAUGUAACUGUCCUGCAGUAGUUUGGUACCAAGCAGCUUUAAAACAGCCCAGAUCAGUCUGUAGGUUCAUGCCGUUGUGUUAGAGCAUCUUGCGGGACAGAAGGUAGAGACAGAGGCUGUCAAGAAAAUGCUGUACAUAAUGUUUAGUUACUUAGCUGUUUGGUGUUUUGCCGUCAUCUUGGACACUCUGUGCUUGGCAUCCAGGAUUGCCAAAUUGGGAUUUUUAUUUUUUUUCCUGACGGCGAAAAAUGCUCUCACAUGGAACUAGGCUUCUGAACUUCCCAUUCCCAUUAGUUUGGGUUUCAUGAUUACCCCCUUGUGACACCAGCUGCAAGCUCAGCAAACCAGUUCAGGUACAUGGCUUACAGAUGGGGGCAAGAGGCCACAUCAGUGCCGGAAGGUAACUUUAGUAGGGUCUUUAAAACUUUAUCUUUUUUUUAGGAUGCCAGCUCCCAUGGUAGCAGGCUUUAUAUAAUUUACAUAUCUGUAACAAUUAAUGAUUAUUUUACUGUUCAUUGAAAACCUUGGGAAAUGAAUGUGCAGAAAGAUACAUUGUCUGAUCUGAAAAAAAGAGGAAGCUGAUUUCCAUAUUAAUACAGAUGGUGGUAAAAAUCUGCCAGAAUCAAGAGGAAUUAUUGUUUUGACAUAAGAAGGUAAACCUAGAAAUUAAGUUAAGAGAGGAAAAAAAAGAAAAAAAAAGGAGGGAAGAAGCAGCCAAAAUUGGAAAAAAAGCUGAAAUGGAUUUCUUACGCUUAUUCCAUGUUGUAUAAAUGUAUGCCAUUUCAGAUACAUUUGUACAAAUUCAUAAAGAAUUGCUGUAUAUAUAUUUCAUCUGCUCUUUGUAAUGAUUCAGAUCCAGUUAUUAGUGGGUCUCAAAAUGAACUGUAAUGAUCAAUACAGUUGUCCUCUACUAGAUGAGAGAGAUAGAGAUUAUUUUACUCUAGAGAGGAAGACAGGCCAUAUAGAUAUACAUCCUAUGAUAUAUAGGCUAGCCCUGUUUUGUGUAAUUCUUACUCACUUCAUUCUAUACCUCCCCAGCCUUUCACAAACCUACC